AUGGCAUCCAGAGGGUCACGCUUCUCCAGACAAAGGCAAGUGCUAUUUCUCUUUCUGUUCUGGGAACUAUGUUUGGCAGGCUCUGAGUUUGCACGUUAUUCUGUAACCGAGGAAGCAGAAAGGGGAUCCUUUGUGGCGAAUCUGGCAAAGGAACUAGGGCUAGGGGUGGAAGCUCUGGCUGCAAAGAGAACUAGGGUGGUUUCUGAUGAUAACAAACAGCGUUUGCUCCUGGAUUUUCACACUGGAGAUUUGCUCACAAAUGAGAAACUGGACCGGGAGAAGCUGUGUGGCUCCACAGAGCCCUGUAUACUCUAUUUCCAGAUUUUAAUGGAUAACCCCUUUCAGAUUUACCGGGCUGAGCUGAGAAUCGUGGAUAUAAAUGAUCACUCACCCGCCUUCCAGGACAAAGAGAUGAUUUUAAAAAUACCAGAAAGCACAGCCGUGGGAGCAGCAUUUCAAUUACAAAGAGCACUAGACUCAGAUGCAGGACGCAAUGGCAUCCAAAACUACACCAUCAGCCCCAACUCGCCUUUUCAUAUAACAAUUCAUGACAGCGACGAAGGGGUGAUAUACCCAGAGCUGGUGCUAGACAAACCUCUAGAUUGGGAAGAGGAGCGGGAGUUCAGUUUACAACUCACCGCAUUUGAUGGCGGGUCUCCGCCCAGGUCAGGAACAGCCACUGUACGUAUUCUGGUCUUGGACAUCAAUGAUAAUGCCCCGCAGUUUUCCCAGAAACUUUAUCAAACCCAGGCUCCAGAAAAUAGCUCAGUAGGACUUCCUCUUGUUAAAGUCUCUGCAGAAGAUGUGGACUCAGGAGUCAAUGCUGAAGUAUCCUAUUCGUUUUUUGAUGCUUCCGAAGAUAUUCGAGCAACCUUUCAAAUCAACCCUUUCUCGGGGGAAAUCGUGCUCAAAGCCUUGCUUGAUUAUGAGUUAGUAAAGUCCUAUAAGUUAAAUAUACAGGCAGUUGAUGGUGGAGGCCUUUCUGCUAAAUGUACGGUUUUAGUCCAUGUUUUAGACAUCAAUGACAACUCCCCAGAACUGAUCAUAUCAUCACUAGUCAACGAAGUUGUUGAGAACUCUCCCGAAACCGUGCUGGCAGUUUUUAGGAUCAACGACAGAGACUCUGGAGAAAAUGGAAAGACCGUUUGCUACAUUCAAAAAAAUCUGCCUUUCCUUCUAAGACCUUCUGUAGACAAUUUUUACAUCCUAAUGACAGAAGGAGCUCUGGACAGAGAGACCAGAUCACAAUACAACAUCACCAUCACAGUCACCGACAUGGGCACACCCAGGCUCACAACUCAGCACACCAUAACAGUGCAGGUCUCUGACGUCAACGACAACGCCCCCGCCUUCACUCAAAGCUCCUACACCCUGUUUGUCCAAGAGAACAACAGCCCCGCCCUGCACAUAGGCACCAUCAGCGCCACAGACUCAGACUCAGACUCCAAUGCCCACAUCACCUACUCGCUGCUGCCCACCCAGGACUCACAGCUGGAUCUCUCCUCGCUCAUCUCCAUCAAUGCUGACAACGGGCAGCUGUUCGCGCUCAGGGCGCUGGACUACGAGGCCCUGCAGACCUUCGAGUUCCACGUGGGCGCCACAGACCAAGGCUCGCCUGCGCUCAGUAGCCAGGCGCUGGUGCGCGUGCUGGUGCUGGACGCCAACGACAAUGCGCCCUUCGUGCUCUACCCGCUGCAGAACGCCUCUGCGCCCUUCACAGAGCUGCUGCCCAGGGCGGCAGAGCCAGGUUACCUGGUCACCAAGGUGGUGGCUGUGGACAGCGACUCGGGACAGAAUGCCUGGCUGUCGUUCCAGCUGCUCAAAGCCACGGAGCCAGGGCUGUUUAGUGUAUGGACUCAUAAUGGCGAGGUGCGCACCUCCAGGCUGCUGAGUGAGCGCGAUUCGCCCAAGCACAGGCUGCUGCUGCUGGUCAAGGACAAUGGCGAUCCUCCGCGGUCUUCCAGUGUCACUCUGCAUGUGCUGCUGGUGGAUGGCUUCUCUCAGCCCUACCUGCCUCUGCCUGAGGUGGUACGUGAUCCUGCCCAGGAUGAGGAUGCGCUCACGCUGUACCUGGUCAUCGCCUUGGCGUCUGUGUCUUCGCUCUUCCUCUUGUCUGUGCUGUUGUUCGUGGGGGUGAGACUGUGCAGGAGGGCCAGGGCAUCCUCGCUGAGGGCCUGCUCCGUGCCGGAGGGACACUUUCCUGGCCACCUGGUGGAUGUCAGCGGCAUGGGCACCCUGUCCCAAAGCUACCAAUAUGAUGUGUGUCUGAUGGGAGGCUCUUCUGAUACCAAUGAUUUCAAGUUCCUGAAACCAAUAAUACAUCCCGAUGUUCAUGCUCAUGGCUCCCAGAGCAAUGGUGAUGAAAAGCCCAUAUUUUGACGUCUCUAUUUUUGAGUAUGUUUCAUUCCAUUUAAUGUAUGGUACAGCCAUAUGAAUGCUAGUUUAGUUGUGCAGUAGUUGCAACCCAAGACAACACAACUUCAUUUUCAACUUCCAAGUAGGUCACGUUUACAUUCUUCCAGUGUUCUUACAUUAGUGAUUAUUUUUAACAGAACGUGUACCACGUUAAGUUUUAGGUUUGGUUCUUUCA
Molecule: messenger RNA, 2590 nt
Organism: Arvicola amphibius (Eurasian water vole)
Lineage: Eukaryota; Metazoa; Chordata; Mammalia; Rodentia; Cricetidae
Product: protocadherin beta-18-like
Exons: 1
Coding region: 1-2379 (792 amino acids)
Biological process (GO): homophilic cell-cell adhesion
Cellular component (GO): plasma membrane
Molecular function (GO): calcium ion binding
Source: RefSeq, a predicted model, not a curated record